Messenger RNA from Thermothielavioides terrestris NRRL 8126, 552 nucleotides. RefSeq lists its product as uncharacterized. The coding region runs from base 1 to 552 and encodes 183 amino acids. The transcript has a single exon. Gene Ontology annotation, molecular function: cullin family protein binding. Gene Ontology annotation, cellular component: cytoplasm; nucleus. Gene Ontology annotation, biological process: SCF-dependent proteasomal ubiquitin-dependent protein catabolic process. The record is from RefSeq and is a predicted model, not a curated record. NCBI's taxonomy places the organism in Eukaryota, Fungi, Ascomycota, Sordariomycetes, Sordariales, Chaetomiaceae.
AUGGCCCCAAUUCAGAUCCUGAAACUUCAAAACACCUUCAAGCCUGGAGGCAAGGUGUUUGAGGUGGAACGCGCGGCAGCUGAGCAUUCCGGCCUUGUCCAGAUGCUGCUCCAAGACUUCGACGACAGCGACCUGGAAGCGAUCAUUCCCAUCUCGGUCGACGUCAGCGACAAGGGCCUGGCCAAGGUCUUCGAGUGGAUGACCCACUCGAAGGACCUUCCCAAGACCACCGACGACGGCUCCGUGCGCGGCCCGGACGACAGCGCGGUCAACUGGAAGCCUCUGACCUUCUCAGACUGGGAUAAGAAGUUCUUUGACGCGCUCGACUCGGAAGCUCUCUAUGAGAUCCUGAUCGCCGCCAACUACCUCGAUAUCAAGCCGCUGUAUGAGCUGGGCUGCCAGUUCGUCGCCAACAUGAUCCGCGGCAAGACCACCGAGCAGAUCCGUGAGAUUCUCAACAUCACGAGCGACUUCAACCCGGAAGAGGAGUUGCGCAUUCGCGAACAGAAGGCGUUGGUUAAGGACGAGUCAGAGACGGCCGAGAAGAACUAA